AUGUCUUUAUAUUCAAAAGAAAUCUUGGCUGUCCCUGAAUCAUAUCAGCCUUUGGCUUUGAUCUGCCUCAGUUUAUGGAGCUGGAUCAUAGUGCUCACAAUCUCGCAUUGGCAGCGCAUUGAUGUCAAUGCACUCUUACAUGCGACAUCACCGCUGCACAAAAGAAGACCGCUGGUGUUUAUGGCAACAGCAUUAACAGCAUUGCUCGCAUUUCAUGCCAUACUGCUGGAGCACGCCAUCUUCAAUCAGCGUACAAACAUUUUGAGUCAAUUUGGCCCAGUGAUAAUGUGCUAUGCAAUGACAAUAGCUUUGGUAUUGUAUUUUCAAGAUGGACAGCGAUUCUUCAAGUGCCUGGGUCGAUUAAUAAAAAGCUGUCCUGUGUAUUUCUCUGAUGUGUUGGUGGCAGAUAUCCUGAUUAGCUUCUCUGGCGUAUUCACAGGCCUAUGUAUAAACCUAAUGCGAGUAGUUCAUGUGCCUCAUUCAAAGUAUGCACCAUUCAUCACCAGCAUUCCAUAUUUGAUCCGUCUAAAGCAAUGUCUCUGCGAUUACUACGCCCAGCAACAUCCAUACAACAGCAAGCUAAUCAACGCAUUCAAAUAUGCCUCCAGCAUACCUGUCGUCUUUCUAGGGUACCAUACCAAACCAAACAACAGCGCAGAUGUCUUUAAUGGCAUCACACAAAACGAUAUAGUGUGGCAGUUAUGGCUUUUCUCAGCAAUGUUCAAUAGCGCAUUUGCAUUUGCAUGGGACCUUGCCAUGGAUUGGGGCCUUGUGCAAAUAGACACAGCAGAAAGUUCAGUUAUACGACUUCGAAAGGAUUUAUACUUUUCUGAUCCAUUGUAUUAUAUCGCAGCAGUAGGCGUUAACGGCAGUCUACGGCUGCUAAAGAUUGGUUCCCACGUAUACCAUGUGCAUCCCAUUUGCAUUGAUGUGGCGGAAAUCGUCAGGAGAUGGAUUUGGGUUGUGUUUCGAUUUGAAAAUGAGUGGCUAAAACGGUCCUACUCAAAUACAGAUGUAGAGCUACAGCAACAGCCAGCAUUUGCCAGUGCGGCCAACGCGCUCCAUAUUACGCCUCAUUCAUGA
Molecule: messenger RNA, 1083 nt
Organism: Mucor velutinosus
Lineage: Eukaryota; Fungi; Mucoromycota; Mucoromycetes; Mucorales; Mucoraceae
Exons: 2
Coding region: 1-1083 (360 amino acids)
Cellular component (GO): membrane; cytoplasm
Source: RefSeq, a predicted model, not a curated record